This is a messenger RNA of Parnassius apollo (apollo), 705 nucleotides long. The record is from the annotation of a GenBank genome assembly. Lineage: Eukaryota; Metazoa; Arthropoda; Insecta; Lepidoptera; Papilionidae.
AUGGAUGCACAGUCACAACGUGUAGCUAGAUGGUUGGAAGAGACGGACGAAGAGGAGGAGAAUGAUUUGGAGGACCUGCCGAGUAGCGAAGAUGAAGAAGAUUGUUGUUUAGAAGAAAGACACGAUUCUGAGUCGGAGCAAGAAAGCGAUGUAGGGGAACAGAUAAUCCCAGAUACUCCAUCUGCAUUGCAGCCGUUAUCAGAGUCAAGCUCAGACGAGGAUGUUCCAUUGGCCAAUUUAAGGAUUUACAAAUCUAAGUCAGGUCUUGAAUGGCAGGCCACACCAUACAGAACUAGCUAUUGCGGGUACUUCACGUACAAGAAAAAGGAGUUUGUAAUGAAUUAUGCUGAAAACAACAGUGAUUUGGAAAGAGAAUUAUUCGCCGAAAGUGACAGUGAUGAAAUUUAUUAUCCCGACUAUGAUGAAGAGGAGUUAUCGUCGGAGGAUGAUUGCCAGCCGCCUACGUCAUUUUCUGUAACUGAUAUCAGUUUACGUAGCCCUGUACAAAAACUGCCACAGUCCUCACCCUCGCAAUCGCCACCUCAUCAUCAAGAUGAUGAUCAGACAACUGAUAAACCCUCUGCUGAAGAGUCCACUUCUCACUGGACUUCUGAAGAAGAAAAGGGAUUUCUGAAAUCCCUCGGGUCGCCUACUCCUGACGACGACCAGCUCCACACAGAAAUCGGUCCAGACUCGCGAUCCUGA